AUGAAGAUGUUGAUUCAAGAGGUAUGGCGAGCCAAACUAGAUUGGGAUGAAGAGCUGCCCGAACCUUUGAAAUGCCAAUUUCAAAAAUGGUGUCAAAGCUUGCCGAAUCUAGCACGCAUCACAAUUCCGCGAUGCUUAGUAAAGGAAGAGCGCCCAACAACCCAGCAAGUUCACAUCUUUGCCGACGCCAGUCAACUAGGUUUUGGAGCAGUCGCAUAUGUGCGAACAACUUACGCAAGCGAGAGGGUUGGCGUAUCUUUCAUCAUGGCCAAAACGCACGUCGCGCCGUUAAAACAGCUGUCGAUCCCUCGGCUCGAACUUCAAGGAGCCGUCGAAGCUUUACACCUGGCCCUAAUAAUCUGCCGUGAGAUGAACCUGGAUCUGAGCCAAAUCACGUUUCACGUCGACUCUCAAACAGUUCUUAGAUGGAUCCAUUCUGCCAAUGUCAAAUACGAAGUGUUUGUGGGCAACAGAAUCGGAAAGAUCCUAAUGAACACCGACUGUCGACAAUGGCGCCAUGUUCCAGGAGUUAUGAAUCCAGCAGACGUUUGCAGCAGAGGAUUGGAUCCCGACAACCUCAAGGAAUUGCAGCAGUUUCACGAAGGGCCAGCCUUUCUGUUGUUGGAACCCUCAUCCUGGCCAAAGUGGGAUCAGAUCGAGCGCAACGACCAUCAAGAUCCCGAAGCCAUCCACGUCUACACAGUGAAAACGGAGCCGAGUAAUAACGCGAUCGACCAGUGCGUAGAAUACUAUUCGAACAAAGUGCGCCUGGAACGAGUGCUGGCGUGGUGUGUGCGGUUUAUUGUAAACUGUUGUGCCGAAGUAAAAAAGGUGAAGUUAACUUCAGGAGAGCUAACGCCGGUCGAAACUGAAACAGCUCUGGCAAUGUGCAUUCGGCGUGCACAAGAAGUGGCAUACCCCGAAGAUGUGUUGUUCUUAAAAAAGGGGGAAAAACUGCCAAACCGGUCAAAACUCAAGCAGUUUCGACCAUUCAUCGACGAACAACACCUGAUGCGUGUGGGCGGGCGAAUUGGGCACGCACCUGUUGACGUUGACGUUGAUGUCACAAGACACCCAGCCAUUUUACCUCCAGAGGAACGCAUCACAAGCCUUAUAGUUUGGGAUGCUCACGUUCGAAACUACCACAUGAAGGCCGACCGCUUAUUGUGCGAACUUCGAGCGAUGUAUUGGAUAACCUCUGGACGAAGAGUAAUCAAGUCUAUACUCAACAAGUGCAUUCCCUGCAAGAGGAGAGAUGUACAGCCAGUCGCACCCCUCAUGGCCCAGCUACCCAUCCACCGCAUAACGCCUUUCCUGCCUCCAUUCGCCCAUACAGGAGUCGACUAUUUUGGUCCAUUGACGGUCAAAGUAGGAGGGAGAGGGCGACGGCACGAAAAAAGAUGGAUUUGCCUUUUUACGUGCCUUACAACCCGAGCAGUACAUCUAGAAGUAACUGCUAGCCUCAGUGCAGAGGCAUUUUUAAUGGCCUUCUCUCGAUUCUCCAGCAUACGGGGAAAGCCAGUCGUUGUAUAUAGUGACAACGGCACAAAUUUUGUAGCUGGAGAAAGGGAGUUGAAAGAGGCAGUCGAAGAAUUAAACAACAGCAAAGACUACCUGGAAUCACAGUUUACGUGUCGACACAUCGAGUGGCGUUUCUCCCCGCCGAAUGGACCUCAUUUUGGAGGAGCUUGGGAAAGGCUCGUGCAAUCGUGCAAAAGAGCCAUGAAAGUAACCCUCGGAAAUAGUGUCGUCAGUGAGCAAGUCUUAAACACUGUUGUAGCUGAAAUCGGGGCAUUACUCAACGCACGACCGCUAACUCAUCUCAGCAUAAACCCCGAAGAUCCAGACCCUCUCACUCCGAACCAUUUCCUACAUGCCAGACCAAUGCCGUACAUCCCACUGGCAUACGUCGAUCUUGAUAACGUAGACAUCUCCAGAAACCAAUUUCUACAUAGUCAACUUAUUGUCAACCACUAUUGGAAAAGAUGGAUCACUGAAUGCUUACCUUACCUCGCCGAAAGGAAAAAAUGGACCACGAGUCACAAAAACAUCGAAGUGAACGAUAUUGUACUUGUUUUCGAUCCACUAAACCCUAGGGGGCAGUGGCCAUUGGGGAAAGUAGUCGAAAUUUUACCUAGCACGUCCGACAAUGUAGUACGUGUAGCUAAAGUAAAAAUUUCCGGCGCAAAAAAUACUUUAACGCGUCCUGUGACCAGACUAUGCUUGCUGUUAACGCAAAAUGGAAUUACACCUGAAACCAGUCAGACGCCCUCACUGCCAAAGUCGCUUAAAUGUGAAAAGGAGGAAAAAAUCCAUCCAAUUACCGCAGUUGACAAUCAAAUUGACGGUGUCAAGAAUCGCCCUCUAGUAGACACUUUUGUAAUUGCCAAAGGGUAA
This is a messenger RNA of Daphnia carinata, 2397 nucleotides long. RefSeq lists its product as uncharacterized. Gene Ontology annotation, molecular function: nucleic acid binding. Gene Ontology annotation, biological process: DNA integration. The transcript has a single exon. The record is from RefSeq and is a predicted model, not a curated record. NCBI's taxonomy places the organism in Eukaryota, Metazoa, Arthropoda, Branchiopoda, Diplostraca, Daphniidae. The coding region runs from base 1 to 2397 and encodes 798 amino acids.